This is a messenger RNA of Caenorhabditis briggsae, 684 nucleotides long. RefSeq names its product Protein CBR-IRG-3 (gene Cbr-irg-3). Lineage: Eukaryota; Metazoa; Nematoda; Chromadorea; Rhabditida; Rhabditidae. The record is from RefSeq and is a predicted model, not a curated record. The transcript has 4 exons. The coding region runs from base 1 to 684 and encodes 227 amino acids.
AUGACCAAAUUCAUUUUGUCUUCAAUUCUGCUAGUUGCCUUGGCAUCUUCUGAAGUCUCCGGACAGUUCACUGACUCAUGCACUUCUGACGUUUACGCAAAGAUUAAGCAAUGCUAUGUGACCUAUAUGGCUGGCUACAACCUCACUAUGACCGAUACUAUUCCGGAAUACUGGGCCUUCCAUUUUGCGAGAAGAGAUCUUUUGGACGCUGAUGGUCUUCAUAUUCAACCAUACGUUUGCCAACUCGGAAACUCUCUCAGCGACUGCUUGGCUCCAUACUCUUGCAUGGGACCGAAUGCCUACAUGAACAUGAACGCUGCCAACACCACCGAAGCCACCGACUACUGGAUCGACUUGGCUGUCACUCAAUAUCAAUGUGGCGCCGGAUAUAAUUGUAAGUAUUAUGCUUUAACCAUGACCGAAUUCUACUGCAUGGCUUUCUGCCGUGAUCGCUAUCAACCAAAUAUCGAUCAGUGCGAUGCCCAAGCCGUCAUCGAUAUUGGAAACGGAAUGGAUCCAUGCGCGGCUCAACAAAAAGACUUCAACUGCCAAGCCGCUAUCUAUCGUAACUGCUGUGACUUCAACGCUGGUGUCUACAUCUGCAACGUGGAUUUGGCAGGCUCCAAGGCUGUUAACCCAGCAUGCGUUAAUGCCGGAUUAGUGACAUGUCCAGCGCCGAGAUAA